This is a messenger RNA of Trichoplax adhaerens, 1950 nucleotides long. RefSeq lists its product as uncharacterized. The transcript is spliced from 27 exons. The record is from RefSeq and is a predicted model, not a curated record. Gene Ontology annotation, biological process: intraciliary transport. Bases 1 to 1950 code for a protein of 649 amino acids. Gene Ontology annotation, molecular function: intraciliary transport particle B binding; protein binding. NCBI's taxonomy places the organism in Eukaryota, Metazoa, Placozoa, Uniplacotomia, Trichoplacea, Trichoplacidae. Gene Ontology annotation, cellular component: axonemal microtubule; intraciliary transport particle B.
AUGAAUCCUCCAACGCAAAUUAAAGAAGGCGAAUACACGGUUAAAAUCUAUAGCUUGAUACGAGAUCAAAAAUAUCAUGAAGCGAUCGAAAUUCUAUCAAGUGAAUUAGAAAAUCAUCCUAAAUCUCGUGCUGCACUUUCAAUUCUAGCAUACUGCCAUUAUUACCUACAAGAUUUUGCUGCUGCAGCAGAUUGUUAUAAACAAUUGGUGCAAAUACAACCCGAUAACGUGGAGUACAGAGUAAAUUAUGCACAGUCAUUAUAUAAAGCCAAUAUGUUUGCUGAAGCAACAAAGGCAACUUUUAGUAUUCCUACGAAUACUGAAACCCAAUCAAAGAUUUUGAAAUUACAAUCUGCAAUCAAAUUCGGUGAACAAGACUAUUCUGGUUCAAAAGCAUUAAUAGAUCAGUGUACGAGCGAUGAUGUAGACGUUGAAAUUAACAAUGGAUGUCUUCUUUUCAUGGAGGACCGCUACGAAGAAGCUUGUCGGCGAUUUCUAACGGCGCAGCAAAUGAUUGGCUUCCAAGCAGGAUUAUCGUACAAUAUCGCUUUGUGCUAUUACCACAUGAAACAAUUUGCCCCAUCUCUUAAGAACAUUGCCGAUAUUAUUGAACGUGGUAUUAGAGAACAUCCAGAACUUAGUGUUGGUAUGACAACUGAAGGAAUCGAAGUACGAAGUGUAGGAAAUACUCUGGUAUUACAUGAAACUGCUUUAAUCGAAGCUUUUAAUCUUAAGGCUGCAAUUGAACAUCAACUAAAGAACUAUGAUGCUGCUAUGGAUGCCUUAACUGAUAUGCCUCCAAGAUCUGAAGAGGAAUUAGAUCCUGUAACUUUACAUAAUCAAGCCUUAAUUAAUUUUGAUGCCAAUCCAACAUCGGGAUUCGAAAAACUGCAAUUUUUACUCCAGCAAAAUCCGUUUCCACCUGAGACAUUUGGAAACCUACUACUACUAUAUUGCAAAUAUGAGUACUUUGAUUUAGCUGCUGAUGUGCUUGCUGAAAAUGCCCACCUAACCUUUAAAUAUCUUUCACAAUACCUCUAUGGAUUUCUGGAUGCUCUUAUUACACAACAGACAUCUCCUGAAGAGGCAUAUCGUAAAUUUGAUGAUAUAGCAUCUAAGCAUACUGAUGCGUUAAGGAAGCUUACAAAACAGGUACAGGAGUCCAGACAAAAUCACGAUGAUGAAGCUGUUAAAAGAGCUGUUAAUGAAUAUGAUGAAGCAUUAGAGAGGUAUAUCCCAGUGCUUAUGGCGCAAGCCAAAAUAUACUGGGACAGAGAAAAUUAUGCUCAAGUUGAAAAGAUAUUUCGAAAAUCAGUGGAAUUUUGCAAUGAACAUGAUACUUGGAAGUUAAAUGUUGCCCAUGUUUUAUUCAUGCAGGAAAGCAAAUACAAAGAAGGCAUCAGUUUUUAUGAACCCAUAGUGAAGAAAAAUUAUCAACACAUAUUGAAUAUAAGUGCCAUAGUUCUGGCAAAUCUUUGUGUGUCUUACAUUAUGACCAGUCAAAAUGAAGAGGCUGAAGAAUUAAUGCGAAAAAUUGAAAAAGAGGAGGAACAAGUUUCUUACACCGAUCCAGAAAAGAAGAUAUUCCACUUAUGUAUUGUUAAUUUAGUUAUUGGAACAUUAUACUGCGCAAAAGGGAAUUACGAAUUUGGAAUAUCUCGCGUUAUGAAAAGCUUGGAGCCAUAUAAUAAAAAGCUCGGUACCGACACUUGGUUUUAUGCUAAACGUUGCUUUUGCUCUUUAUUAGAAAAUAUGGCGAAACAUAUGAUCCUCGUCAGAGAUAGUGUCUUGCAAGAAAUUAUUCAGUUUUUUGAACAUUGUGAAGCCUAUGGUAAAACUAUACCAAGUAUCAUUGAACAACCACUACAAAGUACGGUAAUCCAACCUGGUACGAGGACCGUAGCUUUCGAAGCUCGCUAUAUGAAGAGUUUAUUCCUAAAAUUUGUUUAA